Molecule: messenger RNA, 4231 nt
Organism: Pelodiscus sinensis (Chinese soft-shelled turtle)
Lineage: Eukaryota; Metazoa; Chordata; Testudines; Trionychidae
Gene: CAPN5
Product: calpain 5
Biological process (GO): proteolysis
Cellular component (GO): cytoplasm
Molecular function (GO): calcium-dependent cysteine-type endopeptidase activity
Source: RefSeq, a predicted model, not a curated record
CCUUGGCAGCCCCUCCCCGUGAAGGCUGGGCGGUGCUGCUGGGAGCGGGCGGCGCACAGCAGCGCUGCAGCCCCCAAGCGCCUGCAACAUCUGGCCGCUGUGCUGCGGAGGAUCCGCGCUCGGGACAAGCCCCGCAGGCAGUGGUUGGGGUGAAGGAUGUUCUCCUCGGUGAAGCUCUACGAGAAUCAGCACUUCUCGGCCCUGAAGAAAGACUGCCAGUCCCCCGCCACCGACGACUCCCUCUUCUACAAGUCACGGAUUCAAGGCAUCCAGUGGAAACGCCCGAAUGAGAUCUGUGACGAUCCCUAUCUCUUUGUGGAUGGAAUCAGUUCCCACGACUUGCACCAGGGCCAGGUUGGGAACUGCUGGUUCGUGGCAGCCUGCUCCUCUCUGGCCUCCCGGGAAUCUCUGUGGCAGAAGGUCAUCCCGGACUGGAAGGAGCAGGAGUGGAAUGCUGAAAAGCCAGAGAACUACGCUGGGAUCUUUCACUUCCAGUUCUGGCGAUUCGGCGACUGGGUGGACGUGGUGAUAGACGACCGCCUGCCGACGCUCCACAACCAGCUCAUCUACUGCCACUCCAACUCCAAGAACGAGUUCUGGUGUGCGCUGGUGGAGAAGGCCUAUGCCAAGCUGUCUGGGUGCUAUGAGGCCCUAGAUGGAGGCAACACAGCUGACGCACUGGUCGAUUUUACCGGCGGCGUGUCUGAGCCCAUCGACCUGAUCGAAGGGAACUAUGUUAACGACGAAGCCAAACGCAAUCUCCUCUUUGAGCGAGUGUUGAAGGUCUACAACCGGGGAGGCCUCAUCAGCUGCUCCAUCAAAGCCACCACAGCAGCUGACAUGGAAGCCCGCCUGGACUGUGGCCUUGUCAAAGGACAUGCCUACGCUGUGACAGACGUCCGGAAAGUCCGCUUGGGCCACGGCCUGCUGGCCUUCUUCAAAUCGGAGAAGCUGGAUAUGAUCCGGAUGCGGAACCCCUGGGGGGAGAGGGAGUGGAACGGCCCGUGGAGUGACACCUCUGAGGAAUGGCAGAAGGUGAGCAAGAGUGAGCGAGAGAAGCUGGGGAUGACGGUGGAGGAUGACGGGGAAUUCUGGAUGACAUUCGAAGACUUCUGCAAGUAUUUCACUGACAUCAUCAAGUGCCGCCUCAUAAACACAUCCUACCUGAGCAUCCAUAAGACGUGGGAGGAGGCGGUGUUGCGCGGGGAGUGGACGAGACAUGACGACCCCCUCAAGAACCGCUCCGGAGGCUGCAUCAAUCACAAAGCCACCUUCCUGCAGAACCCCCAGUACGUGUUUGAUGUGAAAAAGGCAGAAGACGAAGUGCUGAUCUCCAUCCAGCAGAGACCAAAGAGGACCAGCCGCAAAGAAGGCAAAGGAGAGAACUUGGCCAUCGGGUUUGAUAUCCACAAGGUGGAGCUGAACCGGCGUUACAGGAUGCAUACCCUGCAGCAGAAAGUGGCCAGCUCCAUCUACAUUAACUCCCGCAGCAUCUUCCUGAGGACGGACCUGAAGGAAGGGCGCUACGUCAUCAUUCCCACGACCUUCGACCCGGGUCAUGUGGGAGAGUUCCUGCUCCGGGUGUUCACAGACGUGCCGGCAGACUGCAGAGAGCUGACCUUGGACGAGCCGCCUCGCACCUGCUGGAGUGGAAUGUGUGGGUAUCCUCAAGUGGUAUCACAGGUCCAUGUCCUGGCAGCUGCUGGGCUGAAGAACCAGGAUUCCCAAGGAGGAGCAGACCCCUACGUGAUCAUUAAGUGUGAAGGGGACAAAAUUCGAUCUCCAGUGCAGAAAAACACCCUGGCUCCAGAGUUUGAUGUGAAAGGUCUCUUCUAUCGCAAGAAGUCAGGACAGCCCAUCAUUGUGCAGGUCUGGAACCAUAACAUUAUAAGUGACGAGUUCCUGGGCCAGGUGGCCCUGACCGGUGACCCCGAUGACCGUCUGUCACAGCACACUCUUCAACUCCAAGAUAAAGGGAACAAAAAAUCCAGCGGCUUUUCAGGAACCAUUGCUGUGAGACUCCUCACCAGCAGCACCCUCACCAAUGUCUAGCUACUCAAGGACUCUGCUUCGGGAGCCGUCUGUGUGAAUAGAAUAUAUAUAUAUAUAGUAUAUAUACUAUCUGCAAGAGUAUAUGAACUAUGCAUGCAUCACAUGUAAAGGGGCCAGUCUUACGUUUUCAAUGUUAAACAAGGUGCCUUUUGGGAACCAAAAUGAUUCUUUUACUCACACGAGGCAUCCUGUGUAGCCAGUACUUAAGAGGGCUGUCCCGGUGUGAAAGCACUGGGCCGAUGGUACUUUUUGUGACAGCCGGCAUGGGAUGCCAUGAUGCUGUUUGUUUACAUGGGGAUGUCGCGCACCCCCAGAGAUGGGCAGAUUGGUCCCCCCAAGCAAUAUGCCUCUGUCAAUCUACCUGCUUGGUUUUAGAUAACAGUGGAAAUCCAUCAUCCCCGAAGUCUCCGUGAAUCACAUAUCUGGGGUCGCAUCUCAGAAAAGUGGCUCCCAAGUGGUUGAACUGGACCUGGAGGUUGGUGUGCAUAGUGGCCCAGGUUUGUACCCUGGCUGCAGAGCAGCUGGAGACAGAAAACUUCAGAGAAUUUCCAGUCUUUCCAAACCAGGAAACCCCAUCCUCCUCAGGCAGCAGCCCUACCUUACCAAGCAAGAGACCCUGGCUGCACCGCCCAUGCUUGCUGUCUCACUUUCAGCGGAGUGGGGUCUGCCUUGCCAAGUAUCAACCCCCCCUCUUUCAUGGAACGUUGGGAGAGGGACAAAGGGAAAAGCCAGUCUGGCCCCUUGAACGAACUCAAUGGUCCUCAACUUGUCAGUGGCAUAGCUAGGACAGGAAAACUGGAUGGGCCCAAAUUUUUGGGUAGGCGGGCAAGGUUGGGGGAAAAGGGGCUGCCAGGACAAGUGGGGGCCUUUCCCCAUCCCUUUUGCCUGCAGUCCACUCCUGUCCCCCCAGCCCUUCUGUUGGGGAAAUGGAGUCAGGGCAUGGGGGCAUGCUCCAUCCCCCACCUGCUGCUCUUGACGGAGUGGGGGUGGGGUGUGAGGGCUUGCCUGCUCUGCCCGCCCAGCCUUCCUGCCAGGGAGCGGGGUUGGAGCAUAGGGAUGCCCAUUUUUCCACACCCCACCCAAUUGGCCAGGGCUCCUGGCACAGGUCCCAUUGGCCCAGUGACAAAUGAACUACUCCAGUGUGGCUCCCUCUGCCCUGCUGUGCCCCAUUCACACCUGCUCCCUCAAACUCUGGAGCACAGCUGCCCCUCCCUGUCCUGUCCCACUGACCCUGCCACCUCUGGAGUGGAGCUCCACCUUCCUUGCUCUGCCCCAGUCUCCCCCCACCUCCAGAGUGCAGCUCCCCCUCCCAUCCUAUCCCACUCACUCCUUUCCCCAUCUGGGGUGGGGGGUGUAAUUGACCAAGAUUGGGGACCACUGAACAAGCUCCUAAGAAAGUCACGGAACACACAACCUAUCUUGUCUAUUCCUCACAGACAAGCAAGCCAUACCGACAGGAGAAGUGAGUGUUUACAGCCUUUUUCAUUUCAUCAUGUUGUAUCAGGACCAAAAUGUCUUACUAGCUGUAAUCCUUUAGGUUAGUUUUUCUUUCUCUUAAGAAACAGAAUGAUAGAAGUAGGGUUUAUUCCCCUCCAAGGAAAUCGCAGACGUGUCUUUAGUUCCAUGAUUUAUUUGGAUGUCUCUUAUUUUUAAAGCAGAUUGGGUAGGGGAGUUACUGACAUUCCAUUGUAAAUGUUGCUGGUGUUUCCACUUCAGUAAAAUGGAUAGAACUUUUACUGUAGUUAGUUAAAUAUGUGUUGGUUUUGGGGGGCAGAUCAGCACUUUACAAUCAGCCUAGUUGGUCUAGGAGAUGUCUUUGAUUUAAUGCCUGCUAUUUUCCUCCGUCAUUUCAUUCCUCUCAAAGAAUCCAGUAUUGCACUUUAUUGCAUAAAACUUCAUGGCAUGUGUGUGUUAAAAUGGUCUGGGGAAAUGUCUUUGUGUACAAAGGGCAUCCAAGCGUCAUGCUGUACGAGAUCAAAAAGCAGUCCAACAUGGAGUUGAGAAAAAGCCAAACCUGUACAGAUUGUACCUUCUAUAAAUAAAUUGCGUAUCUUUUAUCUGAAGUCCAUCAGUUGCAAAUACCGUGGUCUCCCACAACCCUUUCCCAAACCCAAGGGCUACUGUAUGGAUUGGGUGUGUCACUUUUACAUUCUUUUCAAUAAACUCCAUUUUGAUUGGA